This is a messenger RNA of Daldinia decipiens, 1181 nucleotides long. RefSeq lists its product as uncharacterized. The coding region runs from base 187 to 1086 and encodes 299 amino acids. The record is from RefSeq and is a predicted model, not a curated record. Lineage: Eukaryota; Fungi; Ascomycota; Sordariomycetes; Xylariales; Hypoxylaceae. The transcript has 2 exons.
UACUAAAAUCCCUAAAAAUCAAUAAUGAACUUACGGUUAUGUAUUUCUACAUACUUUUUUACCCACAUGUGAGCCUCUACGAACCUAUAGUUAGUUAGAUACUUUUUCUCAACUCAGACUAGUACUCCUAAGGCGAAUUGAUGCGUCUGUGAGCUUAUCGAAAGCUGCCAUCGAGGCCUCAGAUACAUGUCCCUCCCAGCCAGCGCCGCUAUUCGAGCGCAGUCCAACGCCGCAACCUCAAAAACUGCUUUGCGCGCUCUCACACCCGCUAUUUAUGCUACCUCCUCGCUUACACCAUGUCCUACUACGCCGACUAUAGCGUCAAAACUUCCUCCUACCACAGCCCACCUCUCACCACAUCAGAGCCUACCACCAAUAUGGUUCAAUUCUUCGUUUCCACGCUUUGGGCCCGGUGAUUCGCGCGGACCGGAAGACGAACGGAAAGUCAAGCUUGGGAAGACAUUGCGCAUUCUUCAAGAACGACUGCCUACUUUACUUCAAUCCCCGCUACCGCAGGAGAUCUUAUCGCCUCAUAUUUCUCUCCACCUAUUUCCUUCGACACAUCCAUACCUCCCUACAGUAUCCGGCCGAGUCGCAUAUAUAGCAGCAUUAUGGACGUCCCCAUUAGCAUGGAAUCGAGUUCCCAUAAUCGGUAAUGUCAAGCUAGAGAUACUCUCAGAACGGAUGGUCAGCCAGCCAUUCUACUCCUCUCCAAAACGAUCCGAAGCAUACGGCGAACAAUUGGUGGUUAAAUGGAGAACGGCAGAUGGCAAGCCAAAAAGCCCUAAUCCAACCGUAACGGAAGAGGGCGAGCAAAAGCUUGACGAUACCCUCAGAGGCACGCAAGCCAUAGGUGAGAAGAAGGCAUUCACCGGGCUAUUCAUCUUCGAGUUCGACAAAGAGGGCCGAGUUAUAAGUCACACGAUCGAGCACGUAGACGAGCACGGAGAAUGGGAAAGGGGCCUAGGAGCUAAAGUCGUAGGUCUAACAGAUUGGCUACUAGGAGGCAUUAAAGGCCGUCCAGACGACAGCGGUGCCCCUGCACUAUGCAGAGUGAUGAACAAACGAGAAAAAGACGAACGGUAAAGACGGCCAUAGAUUCGAGCUUGACGACUAGAACUACAAAGUUUGGAGGGGGUGUAAACUAAUGUAACUAUGUACCAUACGUAUCGUUCUGGUAA